This is a messenger RNA of Harmonia axyridis, 2683 nucleotides long. It is a transcript of the gene 5-HT7, whose product is annotated as 5-hydroxytryptamine receptor 1-like. Lineage: Eukaryota; Metazoa; Arthropoda; Insecta; Coleoptera; Coccinellidae. Gene Ontology annotation, cellular component: plasma membrane. The record is from RefSeq and is a predicted model, not a curated record. Gene Ontology annotation, biological process: adenylate cyclase-activating adrenergic receptor signaling pathway. The transcript has 6 exons. Bases 867 to 2351 code for a protein of 494 amino acids. Gene Ontology annotation, molecular function: G protein-coupled acetylcholine receptor activity.
CGGAAGGACGGACAAGGAUUCGAGAAAGGAUAACCGCGUUCUACCAGGUAGCGAUACUAUUAGGAAGUAAACAACCGAAAGAAGAUAAAGAAAAAGUUAUUCCACUUUCGGACAGUUCGAAGUUUACUCUGUGGUUCAAGUGGUUAUUAAGAGCUGUGGAGUUGAAUUGAAAAUUCGAGUGUUGAACUUUAUUUUGAAAUCAAAGUGUGUGGAUAUUUGUGUCAGAUGAUUGGACUUUUUUCGAUAAGCUGUCCAGUAGCAGGAAUUCCAUAAAUUUCGAUAGAGAUCCAACCAACCUGAAUCAAAGAUUUAAAUUGUUGGCUGGCGCCGUUCUUCUCAAGAAGAUUCAGCAAGAAGGAAGGAUCCUUUAGAUACUAAUUUUCAACUUCCAAUCAUUUCAACCAAGGAAAAGGAGAAAAGGAUAUUUUUAGCGUUGUCACACGUAUAACGAUGGGUUCAGGUAUCUCCGCCUGAACAUCCAGAGGAGGCGUUUUCCGGCAACUUAUAGUAGAAAACCUCCAGGAAUUUAAUAUCCGACCUAUGGAGAGAUGCGACAAGUGCCACAGCUAAUUUCUUACCCGCAACGCCAAGUCCCGUGUGCAAGGCAACCGAGGCCAUCAUCUUGGCCCCUACUUCAAAGCCCGACAAAAUAUGUCUAAAUUAAAAUCAAUGAAGCCAUCAGAUUUCACGAGAGACUAAGCAAUAAUCGACAAGGACAAAGAUCCCGUCGGUAAAUCUCAUUUGUAACUGUGAUAUUUGGGAAGGCGAAACCAUCAGAUCGAUAAUGAAGGAGCGCAGGAGAAGACACUAGUCUUAAAGAACCUUCAUUGGCGUCAGACCAAAGCCAUUCCCUUUAAAAUGUCCUCAUGAAUGUAAUGGUAGCAACUUUUCGGAUGGCUGCCAAUAACAGUUCGAACGAAUCCGUGGUCAAUAUCUCUGUUUAUGGAUACAUCGAUGAAGGGUCUGGGUACACCCAAACUGAGACGAUCCUGGUCACAUUGAUCAUGAGCAUCAUAAUGCUAGGAACUAUAGUCGGUAACAUACUAGUGUGCGUAGCCGUGUGUCUUGUACGAAAACUUAGACGUCCUUGCAACUACCUGCUAGUGAGUUUGGCUGUCAGUGACUUAUGCGUCGCCAUCUUGGUGAUGCCGAUGGCCAUGAUCUACGAGAUCAAAGGCAAAUGGUUGUUCGGGGAGAUAGUGUGCAACCUCUGGGUGAGUUUCGACGUGCUAAGUUGCACGGCUUCCAUCCUCAACCUGUGCAUGAUCAGUGUCGACAGAUAUUACGCGAUAACAAAACCCCUAGAGUACGGCGUGAAAAGGACUCCGAGAAGGAUGAUACUCUGGGUCAUCUUGGUGUGGUUCUUCGCCGCCUGUAUAUCAUUGCCCCCCCUCCUGAUUAUCGGUAACGAACACUCAGAAACCGACGAAGACGGCCAUCAGAACAAUUUGGUGUGUUUGGUGUCGCAAGAUGUAGGCUAUCAAAUUUACGCGACACUGUGUAGCUUUUAUAUACCUCUAACUGUGAUGAUGCUUGUUUACUAUAAGAUAUUCCGAGCUGCCAGGAAGAUUGUGAUGGAAGAGAAGAGGGCUCAGAGUCACUUGGAGACCCACUGCUACUUCGAGGUUAAUGUUAAGAAUGGAGGAGGUCCGCCUGAGCACCGAAUUUCUAGUCAAAACCCCUCGCCUGCAAUCAAGGUUAAUCACAGGUCCAGUACUGCCAGUACCAAUACUAUGUGUAGCCUGGACAAAACAGCACUGGGCCGAUGCUUCAAAUCUCGCCCAAGCAACGAGUCCCAAUGCCCCAUGCUCACGGCCAAAUUGCCCUUCAAAACCCCCACCAAGCCCACCAAACAAGCCAGAACAAGUCUACUCACAUCCAUGAAGACAUCACCUAGCACGCACUCCCACCAGAAGAAGCUCCGAUUUCAGCUUGCCAAGGAACGCAAAGCUAGCACAACACUCGGUAUAAUAAUGAGCGCGUUCACCUUCUGCUGGCUACCCUUUUUCGUGUUAGCAUUAGUGCGUCCUUUCUUGGAGACGACCAACACCCUGAAGACUGUAGGCAGUGUUUUCCUGUGGCUCGGCUACUCGAACAGCCUGUUCAACCCGGUUAUAUACGCGACCCUUAACCGGGAUUUCAGGAAACCCUUCCAGGCAAUCCUGUACUUCAGAUGCGGCAGUUUGAACAACAUGAUGAGGGAGGAAUUUUACCACAGUCAAUACGGUGGUCCAGAUCAACAAUUCAAUAGGUGCCACAUCGACUACGACGAAGGUGUUGAAUACAUAGAGGCUGAGGGUGAGGAGAUCAAAGCCCCCGAAGUGAAUACAGCUCACGAGUCUUUUCUAUGAUUUCCCACAUUAACUGAAGCCGUAGAUGACUCAUCCGCAUGACUGCGUUUAUGCGUAACCCUCUCUAUGUUCCUUGGCAUUGAUUCGAUCUGGAGAUAUUCAAGAUCAGACGAUGUUCGAUGCGCGCGACGUGACUGACAGUUUUAUGGAAUUGGUCCUUUUAUACUUCUCAUGACUUGUCUUUAUGUGUUAGGAUUCUUCUGUAAAACGCAAUAAACUAUGAUAUUUCAGUACCUAACAUCUUAAAUGACAUUUAUAUUUUUCCAUUCUCAAAUGCUGUACUUCCACUUCAAUGUAGAUGGAUUAAACAGUAAAUACAAUUUAAAAGAAAA